AUGUGUAGUCUGCAAAGAUUAGAGGGAAAAGCCUAUGGCGCACCACGCAGUGCAGCGUUGCCAGAAGUUGAAGUCAAGGAAGCACAACCGUUUUGGAACGUAGGCAUGGAUUUCGCUGGGCCACUGUACGUUAAGGCGCCAACUGGAGGGAUGAAGAAAGUGUACAUCACGCUAUUCUCUUGUUGCGUGACAAGAGUAUUACAUUUAGAACUUGUUGAGGACUUGUCGGCGGAAACUUUCAUUCAAACUCUAAGGCGAUUUACAGCUCGGCGAGGCACGCCUGUCCUUAUUGUGUCUGACAACAUGAAGACUUUCAAAGCAUCAAAAAAAGUGCUUAAGAAACUGUACGACCACCCCGAAGUGACGAGAGAGCUUUCAGUUAAGAAAACAGAGUGGAAGUUUACCUUGGAGAGAGCUCCUUGGGGAGGGUUUUUUGAGCGGAUGGUGGAAUGUGCGAAACGUUGUUUGCGUAAGGUGUUAGGUACUGCACGAUUGACCUUCAACGAACUGUUCACUGUGUUGAUCGAAGUGGAAGGAACUUUGAACUUUCGAGCACUAACCUAUGACUACCAAAAGGAAGGGUAG
Molecule: messenger RNA, 585 nt
Organism: Stylophora pistillata
Lineage: Eukaryota; Metazoa; Cnidaria; Anthozoa; Scleractinia; Pocilloporidae
Biological process (GO): DNA integration
Molecular function (GO): nucleic acid binding
Source: RefSeq, a predicted model, not a curated record